UGGCCCUCUAUAAAUACAAAUCAUCUCCUCAGGUGAGGAUCUUACCUUUGCUUCUGCUUCAGAUUUUCGUUCCUCAAGAGGAACUCCAAAUCUCUCUUUGGAACUUCAAUCGAUCAGCUCUUCGAAUGACAAUGUCCAAUCAAGCUGAAUCCUCCGACUCCAAGGCGGCGAAGAAGGACUUCAGCACCGCCAUUCUGGAGCGGAAGAAGGCCCCCAAUCGCCUCGUUGUUGAUGAGGCCGUCCACGAUGACAACUCCGCGGUCGCCCUGCACCCUGACACCAUGGAGAAGCUCCAGCUCUUCCGCGGUGAUACUAUCCUGAUUAAGGGAAAGAAAAGAAAGGAUACCGUUUGUAUCGCACUCGCUGAUGAAACUUGUGAGGAACCAAAGAUCAGAAUGAACAAGGUGGUGAGGUCUAACCUGAGGGUUCGACUUGGAGAUGUUGUUUCUGUGCAUCAGUGUGCUGAUGUCAAGUAUGGAAAGCGUGUGCACAUUCUUCCUGUUGAUGACACAAUUGAAGGGGUUACUGGAAAUCUUUUUGAUGCCUACUUGAAACCUUACUUCCUGGAGGCAUACCGUCCUGUGAGAAAGGGCGAUUUCUUCCUUGUGAGAGGGGGAAUGAGGAGUGUGGAGUUCAAGGUUAUUGAAAGUGACCCUGCAGAGUACUGUGUUGUUGCCCCGGACACAGAGAUCUUCUGUGAGGGUGAACCUGUGAGGAGGGAGGAUGAGAACAGAUUGGAUGAGGUUGGUUAUGAUGAUGUUGGUGGUGUUAGGAAGCAGAUGGCUCAGAUUCGGGAAUUAGUUGAGCUUCCGCUAAGGCAUCCGCAGUUAUUCAAAUCCAUUGGAGUCAAGCCACCCAAAGGAAUCCUUCUCUAUGGACCUCCUGGUUCUGGUAAGACCCUUAUUGCUAGGGCCGUGGCUAAUGAAACUGGUGCAUUCUUCUUCUGCAUCAAUGGUCCUGAGAUCAUGUCGAAAUUGGCUGGUGAGAGUGAAAGCAACCUCAGAAAAGCAUUUGAGGAAGCAGAGAAAAAUGCUCCAUCCAUUAUAUUUAUUGAUGAGAUUGAUUCAAUUGCUCCUAAAAGAGAGAAGACACAUGGUGAAGUCGAGAGGAGGAUUGUUUCACAACUGCUGACACUCAUGGAUGGUCUGAAGUCCCGAGCCCAUGUUAUUGUCAUUGGGGCCACAAAUCGUCCCAACAGCAUUGACGCAGCUCUCAGAAGAUUCGGAAGAUUUGAUCGGGAGAUUGAUAUUGGAGUUCCUGAUGAAGUUGGACGCCUAGAAGUCCUUCGAAUCCAUACGAAGAACAUGAAGCUUUCUGAAGAUGUUGAUUUGGAAAGGAUUGCAAAGGACACACAUGGUUAUGUUGGUGCUGACCUUGCUGCUCUCUGUACUGAAGCGGCACUCCAGUGCAUCAGGGAGAAGAUGGAUGUGAUCGAUUUGGAGGAUGAAACUAUUGAUGCGGAGAUACUAAACUCAAUGGCCGUAACAAAUGAGCACUUUCAGACUGCUCUUGGAACAAGCAAUCCAUCUGCCCUUCGUGAAACUGUUGUUGAAGUUCCUAAUGUCAGCUGGAAUGAUAUUGGUGGCCUUGAGAAUGUCAAGAGAGAGCUUCAAGAGACCGUUCAGUAUCCAGUGGAGCAUCCUGAGAAAUUUGAGAAGUUUGGGAUGUCACCUUCGAAGGGAGUUCUCUUCUAUGGUCCUCCUGGGUGUGGGAAGACCCUUCUUGCCAAAGCCAUUGCCAACGAGUGUCAAGCAAACUUCAUCAGUGUUAAGGGCCCUGAGCUGCUGACUAUGUGGUUUGGAGAGAGUGAGGCCAAUGUGCGUGAAAUAUUUGACAAGGCUAGAGGAUCGGCUCCCUGCGUUCUAUUCUUUGAUGAGCUAGACUCAAUUGCUACACAGAGAGGAAGCAGUGUGGGAGAUGCUGGGGGAGCUGCUGAUCGGGUUCUUAACCAACUUCUAACUGAGAUGGAUGGAAUGUCUGCGAAGAAGACAGUGUUUAUCAUCGGUGCCACCAACAGGCCCGACAUCAUUGACCCUGCCCUUUUACGUCCGGGUCGUCUUGAUCAGUUGAUCUACAUUCCCCUUCCUGAUGAGGAAUCUCGGUACCAGAUUUUUAAGGCUAACCUGAGGAAAUCCCCAGUCUCAAAAGAUGUCGAUCUUAGGGCCCUAGCCAAGUAUACUCAGGGCUUCAGUGGGGCUGAUAUCACUGAGAUAUGCCAGCGAGCCUGCAAGUAUGCCAUAAGGGAGAACAUUGAGAAGGACAUUGAGAGGGAAAGGAGGAGAAACGAGAACCCCGAGGCAAUGGAGGAGGACAUGGAUGACGAAGUUGCAGAGAUCAAGGCUGCUCACUUUGAGGAGUCGAUGAAGUAUGCCAGGAGGAGUGUGAGUGACGCUGAUAUCAGGAAAUACCAAGCGUUUGCCCAAACACUGCAGCAGUCGAGAGGGUUUGGUAGCGAGUUCAGGUUUGCCGAGACAGGCUCGGCACCCGCGGCAUCUGAUCCUUUUGCUUCCUCUGCGGGGGCUGCAGAUGAUGAUGACCUAUACAGUUGAAGGGUCUCGCCUUUCAUUAUUGCUAAUUAAUCAAUCAAUUUAUAAAAGACGGUUUUCUUUAUAGGAACACGAUGUACUUUUGGAUGAAUUCAUUCAGGUGGGGAUGGGCCCGAAUUGUGAGCUGAAGGAGACUGCCUUAGGUUGGGCGGGUUGGUUUCGUGUUUGGGUUUAUCCAAAGCUUCUGAUUCAAGAUGUUGAGAUUUACUCGUUCAUGUGUCUUGUCAUUGGGGAUUUUCGAUUUCUUUGUCUGCGUUUUAGCCAUUUUGAAAGGAAAAUGGUUUCCAACGAAUAGUGGAAGGCACAAGACCACAUAUCUUCCAUUA
Punica granatum (pomegranate) is the source of this 2872-nucleotide messenger RNA. NCBI's taxonomy places the organism in Eukaryota, Viridiplantae, Streptophyta, Magnoliopsida, Myrtales, Lythraceae. The record is from RefSeq and is a predicted model, not a curated record.